AUGAAUAAUGGCCAAUAUUCCCUAAUUAAAAAUCAGAGAAAUAAGCGUUCAUUAGAUGCACUCGAAGGCACUGGAUUUGAUGGACUUUCGAAACGGGAUCAUCCGUUCUUUGUUCGCGGCAAAAAAUCACUUGAUUCACUUGAGGGAAGAGGCUUUGGUGGCUUUCUUAGAAAACGAAAUUUACCUAUGACGCAUCCAUCAUGGGACCAUUUAAUGGAUAAGAGAGCUCUUGAUAUGCUUGAGGGCGAUGGAUUUGGUGGUUUCUCGAAGAAAUCUGCAGCACAUUAUACUAUACCUUAUAGACAACCACUAAAAAGAUCCUUGGAUUCCAUCGAAGGCGAAGGUUUCGGUGGAUUUCUUAAGAAAAGAGCACAUUUAGCUGUAUUUGAUGCUCCAGAUAAUGCACCUUAUAGACAACCACUAAAGAGAUCCUUGGAUUCUAUUGAAGGCGAAGGCUUCGGUGGAUUUCUUAAGAAAAGAGCGCAUUCAAUUAGAUUCGAUCCCUCAGAUCGAUUUGAAUACGGUGAUUGA
This is a messenger RNA of Dracunculus medinensis (Guinea worm), 531 nucleotides long. The record is from the annotation of a GenBank genome assembly. NCBI's taxonomy places the organism in Eukaryota, Metazoa, Nematoda, Chromadorea, Rhabditida, Dracunculidae.